UCAGGGACGCGGAAGGAAGCGUGUAGAGGGCAAGAAAUCGUCGGAUGCAGGGAAAAGUGAGGAGACAUCAGAAGGAGGGGUGGUCUCAACAAGUGACGAGAUGAUCGAGUGUGGACGCAAGUUGGAAGUUAAACGAGAAAGCGCAGAGAAUAAUGUUGAAGAGAGACGCCUUGAGAAGAGUCUAAAACUGAUCCAAAGGACUGAUUCGAGAGCUCAGCAAGGGGUCUCUACGGCAUAUUCAGAUGACGAUGAUGUUAGUAGUGUCACGUCGUCGUCUUUUAACAAUAACACUAGUGAUGACCAAAGAACUACGAGCUGCAGAUAA
This is a messenger RNA of Anisakis simplex (herring worm), 325 nucleotides long. NCBI's taxonomy places the organism in Eukaryota, Metazoa, Nematoda, Chromadorea, Rhabditida, Anisakidae. The record is from the annotation of a GenBank genome assembly.